GUCAGUCAGGCACUUCCACACAGUCUCUCAGUGAAGCUGCUGCACAGCUGCUGCGUUACUCUGACUCUGUGUUCACUAUUAGCUCUGUUCAGCACACCUUUCUGUCUAUUAGAGUAUCAGCUCUUUCUAACCUGCUGCAAUGGACUGUGCUCUGGACAACCUGGACGCGGCAGGAUUUCUGCAGAUUUGGCAACACUUUGAUGCAGACGAUAAUGGCUACAUCGAGGGAAAAGAGCUGGACGCCUUUUUUCGUCACAUGAUGACCAAACUGGGACCCGCGGACAACAUAACUGAGGAGAAAGUCCAGCAGCUGAAGACGAGGUUUAUGUCUGCCUAUGAUGUCACCGCUGAUGGCCGCCUGCAAAUUCAGGAGCUCGCUAAUAUGAUCCUGCCAGAGGAUGAGAACUUCCUGUUGAUAUUCCGCCGUGAGGCUCCGCUGGACAACAGUGUGGAGUUUAUGAAGAUCUGGAGGAAGUACGAUGCGGACAGCAGUGGAUACAUAUCAGCAGCAGAGCUGAAGGGUUUCCUCCAUGAUCUGUUUAAACACCACAAAAAAGACGUGUCCUCCGACAAGCUGGACGAAUACACAGAUGCCAUGAUGAAUAUAUUUGACAAGAACAAAGACGGCCGGUUGGAUCUAAACGACUUGGCGAGAAUCCUGGCCCUGCAGGAGAACUUCCUGUUGCAGUUCAAGAUAGAUGCGAACAGUCUGGAAGAAAGAAGGCGCGACUUCAAGAAAAUAUUCACACACUACGAUGUGAGUAAGACGGGAGCUCUUGAGGGACCAGAGGUGGACGGCUUUGUCAAAGACAUGAUGGAGCUGGUCAGGCCCAGCAUCAGUGGAUCGGAGCUGGAUCAGUUCCGUGUUCUGCUGUUGCGCCACUGCGACAUAAAUAAAGAUGGAAAGAUCCAGAAGAAUGAGCUGGCCCUUUGUUUAGGGAUGAAGCCCUAGCUUCAGUCCACUUACAGAUUCAUACUGCAUGUGUAGAGAUAUCGCAUGUGGUGGUACAUGGACAUGAAUGUUUGCAAUCUAAUGUAUAUAGACACUGCUAUAUGAAUCACUAUGUAGUUGUAGCAUAGGUUUGGGAUAUGACAUAGCAGACUAAUGUACACUUGUAAGCAAAAAUAUCAACACCCCCAGUCCAAUUGCACGAUUUGUUUAUUUUCUGAGUGAAAAUAAGUUAACAUGUCGUCUACAAGGAAAAUUCUUUUCAAAUUUUACUGCACAUUUUCCAUUAAUUUAACAUAUUGGCAAAAAAUAAAAUAUACAGUAUAACUGGUGCCAUAACUUUUGCACAGGCCACAUUUUAUGUUUUAUUUUGUCCCCCAAUAAGUAAAAAUCUGCAAAUAACAGUGAUUGUGUAUUCGAAUGUGCAGAAGUGUGUUCUGUGUUGAUGUGUAAACUGAUUUUCACUUAGAAAAUCAAUGUCUUUUGACCAGGGGUGUUCAAACUUUUGCUCACGACUGUUCAAAACAGAAAGGAUUUAGUCUGUAUGAUUCAGAUUGGUUAGGCUUGAAGCCAUACUUUGGCAAAAAAAUCAAAUUUACACAAUUUUCCUCUCACCCGAAAUGUACCCAAUCAGCCGAGACAUGUUUGAUAUCUGAGGUUUGCUUCAUUAGUUUUGCCCUGGAGCUUUGAGGCUAAUGUAGCCAACAUGGGAUCAGGGAUGGAUUUAGUGAUUCUCGGGCUCUGUGCAAAAGACAGGAAUGGAGCCACCUAGAGGCACCUUUUUAAAUUAGCUGCGGCUCUGAGCUACCAUCUACACAGCCAAAAAAAAUACGUUGUCUAAUUAAGUCAUCUUAAAUGUAAUCAAUAUAUCUAAUGUUUCUCAUUUUGAGAAUGUUGUAAGAGUAUUAUAAGACUAACGUAUUUUUAGAUUUUUUUGACUUAUGUAAGUUUAUUAAGUGAAAUCAUUUCACUAUCUUGGCAGAUAAUUUUGCUUGUUUUGAGGAAAUAUGCUUGAAAGAAGCAAAAUGAUCUCCCAAUUUAGAGAGCUUUGUUACUGAGUAGUGUGGAAGUAAAGUAACAAGUAGUGAGGUUACUUUUUCCAGGGAGUAACAAUCAUCACAGUUUGAGAGAAGCAGCUUGAAUUGGAUUACUUUUUUGAGUAAUUCCCUCAAACACUGGAGCUAAUCUAUACUAACAUUAACACUAGCAUUAGGUACAAUCUGCUGAGCCAGCACUCAGCACACCCAUAAUGUAGAUUAUCGCUUAACCCUUUUGUUGCCGUAUGAAGGCUAAAGCAGAGAGCUGACAGCAGGUUUUUACCAUGAUCUGGCUGUGUCUUUGUGCUAUAUUUCUGGGUUUUGGGAUGUUAGAGCUGGUUUCUCUCACUCUGACUAGAGAUGGCAGGUUCCUCUGAGUGUUCUGGCUUGUAAAUCAUGUCGCUAAAAGCAGAGAUGUAAUAUAACAGAGCGAGUGGGUUUUGGGUGAUGAAAUUACUCUGUGAAUGAAAUCACUCUGGAUGGUGAGGGCAGAAACUGAUGAGUGAUCUGAUGUGUGAAUCAUGGUGCUGUUUUGACCCUUUGUUUACAAUAUGAAGGCUAAAAGCAGCUUGAUGACACAAGCUAGUUUGGGCUGGGUCUGCUGAAUGUCCUGACACGUGCAUCAUGUCUGUGGUUUAAACCGUGCAGAAGUCAUGAAGGCUAUAAGUGACCUACAUUUUUGCCUGCAAAUUUCAACAGGUUAAAUUUUCAAAGUCCAUUCUAACCAUGAUUGUAGCUGAAAUUACUGAUAAAAACUGCUACAAAUGCAACAGCUGUUUAUAAUGUGCAUAUAUAUCUCAGAAUUGGUUAUUUAACAUUGACACAGACAGCUAAUUUGUAUUGCGAUGAGCCCCCUGGCUCAUUAGGGCCCUAGGCAGCUGCCUACCUUUGCCUAGUGCAGACCACACCUGCAUGAGAUGGAAGUUUAUACCCCACCCAUUUAGCAUCAUACACGCCUUAAUUCUUACUUUUUAAAUUUAAUUUAAUGCUUAGUUUACUCAUGUCCAGUUCUACUCACUGUUCACCUAUCACACUUUACUACCAAACUUUGAGGGUGAAGCCAGCUGUCACUAAUGUAACGGCACUGGCCAGCUCAACACGCUUGGAGGAGAAUGCUAACUUCUUGGCAUCGGCCAAAAGAUAUCUGCUUUAUUAUGAUGUGCUCUUGAAGUCCUGGCCAUGGAUGGUUGUGGCAUGACCGAGAAUCAAACUCAGUCUCCCAAUGACAGGACCAACACUUAGACAUAUGCGCCACUCAGGAACCCCUACAUGGUCACACCUGCCUUAAAAAUAGACAAAAAUAGUCACAAUUCAGCCUUUGAGUUUACUGCUAUGACUGUUUUAGCUAGGCAACAUGCUAUUGAGUGAGGUAUGAGCUCCGAUUACCUGUUAGCUUUAUUAUUCUCGUAGCUCCAUUCCAAAAUGAAAAGAGCAAUCUUCAAACAGUAAACAUGUCUUGGCUGAUUGAUACAUUUAUGGUAAAGGGAAAUUGUGUAAGCCUGAUUUUUCACUAUUCCCAUAAUAAACUAUUCCUUUAUCAUAUGCCUGAAAAUUUAGAAGCCUGUAAUAAAUCUCCUGAAUGACUGAGUGUAACCAUGGAUUGGUACUUCAUAUUUUCACAAUGUAGGUUAUGUGAACGCAUCUGAUUUUCUGCAUGUGACCCUGUUUUGACGUGAUUUUGAUAUAGUGAUGUGUGUGUGGAUUAAAGAUGCAAACACUG
Colossoma macropomum (tambaqui) is the source of this 3706-nucleotide messenger RNA. RefSeq names its product secretagogin, EF-hand calcium binding protein (gene scgn). The record is from RefSeq and is a predicted model, not a curated record. The transcript has 11 exons. Bases 140 to 952 code for a protein of 270 amino acids. Gene Ontology annotation, cellular component: nucleus; cytosol; terminal bouton. Gene Ontology annotation, molecular function: calcium ion binding. Gene Ontology annotation, biological process: regulation of presynaptic cytosolic calcium ion concentration; regulation of long-term synaptic potentiation. NCBI's taxonomy places the organism in Eukaryota, Metazoa, Chordata, Actinopteri, Characiformes, Serrasalmidae.